Messenger RNA from Desarmillaria tabescens, 1437 nucleotides. RefSeq lists its product as uncharacterized. The record is from RefSeq and is a predicted model, not a curated record. NCBI's taxonomy places the organism in Eukaryota, Fungi, Basidiomycota, Agaricomycetes, Agaricales, Physalacriaceae. The coding region runs from base 1 to 1437 and encodes 478 amino acids. The transcript is spliced from 6 exons.
AUGACUCAAAGAAGGCGCUCACUCUCCGAUUCUGAUUUAUCACCACAAAAACGCGCCAAAGUUUCAGAUACCAAUCAGCUCACUGGCACAGUUUCGGAACAUUUUCAGAAGCUCCUCAACGAAGCUGGCUCGCAGCCUACGCUUGGCCUACUGGGCAUUAUCCGCCAGAUAUUGUCCGAAGAAACGAUAAAUGUAGAGGCCAGAGAGAAUCGUGACGAAGUUCUCAAGUCACUGGAAGCCUCUUUGGAACAACCAAAAGUGCCGUCAGCUUCGUUCUCUACCGUAACACGCGAAGCAUUACAAGAUUUAGGGGUGCGAUUCAAUGAACCCACUGAUUGGACUCCACAAGGUAUAUUCGACACAAUGAAAAAAUCAGAAUUCAAUAGUCACAACCUCGAACCCUUGUACCAACAAUUGGAAGCAAUUUACCGCUCAUCUGGAUCCAAGAAUGAGGCGGCUGCGCGAUUGAUCAUCAACGCGUAUAUCCAAUUCAUAACCACCACCGUAACGGAAAUGAGGAAGACCAAAACCACGGCUUUUAUAAAGUCUGAAAUAGAAGCUGGUAUCGACAUCGCAACACUCGUUCCUCCAGAUGUUUUCAACGACGAUGCUUCGGUAAAGCCUGAAGCCAUCUCGGAGUUCUUGGAGACGCCAGAUGGAAAAAAUGUGCCUGUAGGAUCGACUUUUGAAGACUUCAGGAUUGAGGAUAGGGCCGAUUUUGUGUGGUUUUGUAACAAGAACAUGAGGGACACUAAAUUGCCGACCCUCGGUGGCGCUAAGGACCAAUAUCAACUACGUCUAUUUCCAGAGUUCGCUAUUGGACCUGAUACAGGAGUAUCCAAAGGUGCCACACUUCUCGAUAAGAAUGGCCGACCGUUCAGGUUAUCAGGAGUGUCCGACUAUGGGAUAUGGCUUUUUAAAACCGAGCAUGAAGUACCCAUCCUGUCUUCUGAUCAACUGAAGUUCCUUUCGGCAUUGGCUCAAACACAAGAAGGUCGACUUGUUGUUCUUGAAGCGAAAAGCCUCAACAGUAAAGGAAGCUUAGAGGGCGAGGCCCUGACGGAGGCAACAGCUCAAGCUCUUGCACUUAGUCAUCUAUCAAACAGCAUCCGCUUUAUCGUAACGGAUUCGGAAAGGUGGCUGCUGGCGCAUCUACAUAAUGGCAAAUUACCUGGUCAAUCGUCUGAAAUCACGCACAUGCCUUAUUUUUCUGAACUCGAUGUUCCGAACCCCUUUCUGUCACUCUACGGGACGCUAGUCGCACGAGACAAGGCAGUCAAGGAAUGGCGGUCCAGGGUUAAGAAAAUAUACGUACUUUUGAUGGAAUGGCUAUUGCCAGGAACGGGGACCACCGGUAUCACAUCUCCGUCGCCAUCAAACCCACCAUCAGCGUCCAACUCCCUAGAUCGCAUUGUAGAAUCGAGCAAGUCUGCUUAG